Mobula hypostoma (lesser devil ray) is the source of this 4303-nucleotide messenger RNA. RefSeq names its product sine oculis binding protein homolog (Drosophila) a (gene sobpa). Gene Ontology annotation, biological process: inner ear morphogenesis; animal organ development. Bases 452 to 3064 code for a protein of 870 amino acids. The transcript has 8 exons. The record is from RefSeq and is a predicted model, not a curated record. NCBI's taxonomy places the organism in Eukaryota, Metazoa, Chordata, Chondrichthyes, Myliobatiformes, Myliobatidae. Gene Ontology annotation, cellular component: nucleus.
AAGGGGGAGGGUGGCUGCUCCUGGAAUAAGUGGGCUGUCGGUAGAGCCCGUAACUCGCAGACAGACAGAAGGAAGGAGAGAGAAAGGAAGGGAAGGGGUAGUCUUUCGCUCUCCUCUCACGCAAAUAGACAGGAGGAAGAUGGCCGGCCAGCUGCAAUCUUCACCGCUGACACCAGUCACAUCUCCUGAGCCUCCCUCCCCAUCUCUCCAAUGACAGCCGACAUUUGUCUCUUCUAGAGGCGGGGAAGAAGGGGGAGGGGGACAACAAAAAAAAGGGACGAGAGGGAAAAAGAGAAAGAGGCUGUGGUAGAAACAACAACAUCAACAACAACAAAAAAAUCCAGACGGGCAGAAACCGGCGCCGUCACAUUCCGGUUGGAGGAGGUGGAGGAGGAGGAGGAAGAAGAGGAGGAGGGAGGAGGCGAGCGGCUCCCUCCCUCCCUCACUCACCAUGGCAGAGAUGGAGAAGGAGGGAAGACCGCCUGAAAAUAAGAGGAGCAGGAAACCGGCUCACCCCGUCAAGAGGGAAAUAAACGAAGAGAUGAAGAAUUUUGCAGAGAACACCAUGAAUGAACUCCUUGGCUGGUAUGGCUAUGAUAAAGUGGAAUUAAAAGAAGGGGAAGACAUUGAGAUUAAGAACUACCCUGUGGAUGUUGAGGGCCGCCAACAUGUUUCUGUACUGAAAGAAAAUUCCUUGCCAAAACUGAAACUCUCUGAAGAUAGUGUUAUUACGUCGCCAUCGAACUCCAAUUCAAGUUUUCCAGCCAUGACUGCCGGAAACGGGUUGGCAGAUACGCCGGCUGGUUCUAAGGACCAUGGCGGUACUCCCAUCAUCGUCCCAUUGAUCCCACCGCCAAUACUCAAGCCGCCAACAGAUGACGAGAUGAUAAAUGUGCAGAUAGUCUGUGCCUGGUGCCAGAAGCUGGGAAUUAAGCGUUAUUCCCUGAGCAUGGGGAGUGAGGUUAAAAGUUUCUGCAGUGAGAAGUGCUUUGCAGCUUGCAGGCGGGCUUAUUUCAAACGUAAUAAGAGUAUGCCACUUACUGCGGAAGGUUGUCCGUUUGAGAGUAGUGCUGGGUCCCAUCAUUUUCAACAGGAUAGAAUAAAAGACACAACAGUAUGUGACUGGUGCAAGCACAUCCGACAUACAAAAGAAUACCUAGACUUUGGAGAUGGAGAGCGACGGCUACAAUUCUGCAGUGCAAAAUGCCUCAAUCAGUACAAAAUGGACAUUUUUUACAAAGAAACACAGGCCAAUCUUCCUGCUGGCUUGUGCAAUACAAUGCACCCUCCAGUGGAAAAAAAGUCUGAUAACACAGGCGUGCAACUACUAACUCCAGAGUCUUGGAACAUGCCACUGACUGAUACUCGGAGAAAGCCUCCAUCUCCCGUGCAACCUUCCUCACAAGCUCAAGUCCCUAUUGUUUCUACUGCCCUCUCCCCAUCUGAUACUGCCAGUAGCUCUGCUGCCAAAAUCCAAACUCCAGUCUCUAAGCCAAUAGCCGCAAAUGAAAACCCAAAUGUUCCACCAAUUCAGCUUCAGCAGCCAGCCAGCAUUGUGCCUCCAGUGGGUGGCCCCCAAGGUAAUCCCUCCAUGGUAAUGACAAAUCGAGGACCCGUCCCUUUGCCAGUAUUAAUGGAGCAGCAGAUGAUGCAUCAGAUCUGUCCGCCAUUUAUCCGAGGACCGCAUACUCCAAGCCCUAAUAGUCCUCUGUCAAACCACAUGAUAUCAGGACUUGGCCCCUCAACAGGUGGCUCCAGGACCAUGGGUCCUAAUUCAAGCCCCAUGCAUAGGCCAAUGCUCUCACCACAUCUCCAUCACCCACCAGCGCCGUCUGUGCCAGGAAAUCAUCAAGGGUUACUUCCCCCAGCAGCACCCCUACCUAAUGUUUCAUUCCCACAUGUUAAUCUGAUGCCAAAUGGCCACAUGCAUGUCCCACACCUUUUAAACUUUGGAGUGCCAUCACUUGCUCCCUUAGUUCCUCCUCCAACACUCUUGGUGCCCUAUCCUGUUAUUGUUCCACUGCCUGUGCCCAUUCCAAUUCCCAUUCCAAUCCCUCAUAUGUUUGACUCCAAGAAUACCAAUGGUAUUUCCAGUAGUGCUGAGAGUUUAAUUCCAAGCACAACUAGCAAUGAAGAUGACACUAAAGAUCCAAGUAGUUCUUUGGCAUGGAAUAAUGGGCAGCAGGGAGCUUCAAAGCCUAUUAAAGCCUCCACUAACUGCUUGACCCAUUCUUUGAACCAGUCAGCCAUGCUUCUUGACACCAGCAGGAGUGAGAUUGUCGAUCUAACUGUCAAGCCUAAUGGUCCAAUUAAAAGUGAUUUUUCUUUCUCUGAUGCAGUAGACUUUCCACACGAUGAGGUUAUAGACUUGACCAUGAGCCACAGAAGCAGACUUAAUCACAUUGGUCACAGACCUCUACAUGCUUCUGUGAAAGUUGAAAAUGAAGGCAGGAGUGUUGUAGAUUUAACUCUUUCCAGUCCGGAUAAAAGGAACUGUAUCGACUGUAGGGAUUUUCCUCAUUUGAACCCUAUUGAAACGAAGGUGUUAACUUGUAGUGGUCCUUCGCACUGCAGCACGAUCCAGCUAAAUUCAGGAAGCUCGGGAGGUGACUCGGAUCUAGCACCUUGCAAUCUGGUUAUGAAUGGCACAAAGAACGUGGAUGGUUCCCACUUCUCAGAAAAUCCUUCAGAUAAGCAGCAGCAGCAGCAACAACAGUCACAACCACCACAGCAACAGCAGCAGCCGCAGCAGCCGCUGGAGGAGAUCGCUGUCAACGAGCUGGAGUCUGUCAAAGAAAACAACUGCACAUCAAACUGUCAGCUGGAGUUAGAGGCAGGGAUCUCGGUUGACAGUCCGCUGAGCAGCCUGGAGAGAUGGAGCAGCACGACCAACUUCCCCGCCACCAAAACGCCGGCCACCGGCACCUCUCCCGAUCGGCACGCUUCCAGCCAGAUGAUAUCCCACCGGAAGCGGCACUAUUUCCAGUGUUCGGAGUUGAAAGAGACUACGUGGAAUAAUGCCGUGCAGGAACAAAACGAGUCCAGCCUUUCCUCCUCUCACUAGCCCGUCCGUGGAAACAUCGUCCAGACAUCAGAAUAAGUGUGUGGCAUUUCCUCCCCUCCUUUUCCCCCACUGGGUUGGGGAUGAUGGUCUCUUUCGUGACUCUACCCUAAAGUGACCAGAUUUAGGGGCUCGCUUAUUUUUGUUUCUCCCUCCUGUACAUUCACGGAUACAGGACCAAUUAAGAACACUCACUCCCCACUUCUUUCUGAGCCUGUCCCCGCCCGCAACGAUGGAGUGGAUCUAAGCCAAGUUCAGCUGCUAGUCUCCAGCCAACAGCCUGGUCCGCAGCCCCGCUCACGCCCGGGAAGUAAGGUCUUUUGCCGAGUGAAGCAAUGCGGUUGACUGACGGUCGUCUCAGUGAGGUAGAAAUGGGGCAGUUAACGUUGGGUCCACUUCCUUCCAAGCUGCUGCUGCCUCCGUCUUUUUUGGAAAAGCCACGUUUUCCAGUGUUACGUGCUUUUAACCAACCACGAUCUUUAUUUGGAACCGAUGUGAGAAGCAGCGCGAAUCGUGCGUUCUGUACUGUGGCUCGUUAUGUUUGCCAAGGGAAUCUGAACAGCCGUUCAGAAUCCGACCGUUGUGUUCGGAGUGUCUCCACCCCUCCCCUCGCAACACAUCUUCAGGGAGCACAAAGGAGAGGGAGAUCCAAAGGCCAGGCUAUCCCAAAAGAAGGGAAUUAUUGGAGGGGAAUAAUUUGUUAGGCGAAUUGAUGAACGAUGGUACAUUUCAAACCCUGGUGGUUUUUUUUUUAAUUCAGUGCUAGAGGAAGUCAGCGAGAUGGACUUUGCUACCAUCAAGAACAGGUGGCACGGAUUGAAAGUAAUCGAUGCAAAAACUGCACGAAGAUUGAGAAGGAGGUUCUCGUGUUUUGUUUUGUUUUUAAUUAUUUCACCUGUCUGAGUUUCUAAAGAGAAAUGUGCAAUUUAAUCCGCGGAUGCUGGGUGGAGAAACAGGGUAGGAUAUUCUUGUCUGCACUGUGACAGUCCAAGCCGAGAAUACACAGUGCACUCUAUACAGCCUGCUGGCACUGCCCUUGAAGAAUACUGGCUGUGUAUAUUUUGGGAGUCUCAUUUUGCAUGGUGGUUUUACGUUGUGCAAUCAGCAGUUUGUUUCGAUGUUUUGUGUAUUUUUUUAAAGUCCGAUAAAUAUGUUACCAUAUCAAAUUGUUUUUCCUUUAAUUGCGGCCAUUGGUAGUUUCCUUCGCCUUUUCCUCCCUGGGUAUUCACCUGGGUGAUAACA